Messenger RNA from Salvelinus fontinalis (brook trout), 1369 nucleotides. RefSeq names its product COP9 signalosome complex subunit 5-like. The record is from RefSeq and is a predicted model, not a curated record. Bases 176 to 1180 code for a protein of 334 amino acids. Gene Ontology annotation, biological process: protein deneddylation. NCBI's taxonomy places the organism in Eukaryota, Metazoa, Chordata, Actinopteri, Salmoniformes, Salmonidae. The transcript has 8 exons. Gene Ontology annotation, molecular function: deNEDDylase activity; metallopeptidase activity; protein binding. Gene Ontology annotation, cellular component: cytoplasm; COP9 signalosome.
AACAUGGUACAGUCCAGUGUCAUGGCUCCCUGAACGAAUGGAUGAGCAAGGGCUACUGCUUUGAGAUUAUGUUAUUAUUAUAGGUUUUUGAAAUAUUCCACGUUUGAUAGCGCACUAGUUUUCCUUUCUAGUAUUACUUUAUAUUUUAGAGAGGGAGUGAGAAUAGGUUGUCAACAUGGCAGGGAGUAGCAUGGCACAGAAAACAUGGGAGCUACAAAACAGUAUGCAGGAAGUUCAGAGCAUAGAUGAAAUAUAUAAAUAUGACAAAAAACAACAACAAGAAAUCCUUGCUGCGAAGCCAUGGACAAAGGAUCAUCAUUACUUCAAAUACUGCCAGAUAUCUGCUCUGGCGCUGCUGAAGAUGGUGAUGCACGCCAGGUCCGGGGGUAACUUUGAGGUGAUGGGGCUGAUGCUUGGGAAAGUGGACGGGGAGACCAUGAACAUCAUGGACAGCUUUGCCUUACCCGUGGAGGGCACAGAGACGCGGGUCAACGCCCAGGCUGCGGCUUAUGAAUACAUGGCUGCCUACAUUGAGAAUGCCAAACAGGUUGGUCGGCUGGAGAACGCUAUUGGCUGGUACCACAGUCACCCAGGUUACGGCUGCUGGUUGUCUGGUAUAGAUGUCAGCACUCAGAUGCUCAACCAGCAGUUUCAGGAGCCCUUCGUGGCGGUGGUGAUCGACCCCACUCGCACCAUAUCUGCAGGGAAAGUCAAUCUUGGCGCCUUCAGAACAUACCCCAAGGGUUACAAACCUCCUGAUGAGGGACCCUCUGAAUAUCAGACCAUUCCCCUGAACAAGAUCGAAGACUUCGGCGUGCACUGCAAACAGUAUUAUGCCUUGGAGGUGACUUAUUUCAAGUCUUCCCUUGAUCGAAAAUUACUGGAGCUCCUCUGGAAUAAAUACUGGGUCAACACUCUGAGCUCUUCAAGUCUUCUGACGAAUUCAGAGUACACCACGGGCCAGGUGUUUGACCUGUCUGAGAAACUGGAGCAGUCGGAGGCUCAGCUUGGAAGAGGAAGCUUCAUGCUUGGCCUGGACACACACGACAGGAAGUCCGAGGAUAAACUGGCCAAAGCAACACGAGACAGCUGCAAGACGACAAUUGAGGCGAUCCAUGGUCUGAUGUCUCAAGUCAUCAAGCAUAAGCUCUUCAAUCAAAUCAACACGUCUGCCAUCUAAGCCCGAAAGUCAAAGUGGAGUCACCCCUCGUGUGUGUAUUACUAUUUAGAUUCUGGUUAGCAGGAUGAUCUUUCAAUUAUUAUCUGAGGAAGGUUUAUUGGUUUUAUCUUCAGCUAUUCUUUAGUGUGAGUGAUUGAUCUCAACUUAUGUCCACAUAAGUGUAUGAAUAAAUAGUGUUGUUAAAAUGUA